AAACAAAACGUAAAUAUUUUAUUGUUGUCUAUGAGUUUAUGUCUUUUGCCGCUCCCCCUGCACUCCCCGCUCCCGACCCGCCCUGUGGAUUUUCAGAGAGAGAGCCACUGAGGGCUGCUUUUUUAAAAUAAAUAUCAGCAAUUUUCUUAAUUAAUUUGAUUUAUUUAGUGCUACAGUGUUCGUCCGCUAUGGACAAAUGUGGGAUUUGUCUUAAACCUGCGGUUCAACUGUUUGAAACGGGGAAGGAUGGAAUAUAUGCAUGCUUCAAGUGUCAGCCACUAGUGCCUGAGAUUACUAUUGGGGAGAAUGGCACGGAUCAAACAGUACCACAGACAUCUAGCAACACCGAAGAGGAAAGCAAUGAAUCAUCAUUGUAUUGUGGCCUCUGCCACAAGUCUUUUCAGAAGAACAUGCAGCUACAGAACCACUUGCGCAACCAUCGUGCCGAGAGACGCUUUGUCUGCACCUACUGCAAUAAAGCAUUCUCCCAGUCGAACAACUUAAGAGCGCACCUUCGUAUCCACACGAACGAGCGACCCUUUAAAUGUUCUGAAUGUGGGAAGGCUUUCACUCAGGUCACGAAUCUGAACAACCAUGUGAGAUUGCAUACUGGCGAGCGACCGUUUGUGUGCCCAGAACCUGGAUGCAAUAAGGCGUAUGCGCAGGUAACAAAUCUGAACCAGCAUCGCAAGCGUCACCUGAACGGUCGUCCAGUGGAGGCCACGUACGACUGCACCGUCUGUGGAGAGCAGUUCCAACAACGUAACCAUAUGUAUAUGCACAGACGCGAGGUGCACUCCGAGCUGAAGAGUCCGGGUCGCAGUGAGUCGCGGCGCGCGAGCUGUACUGUCUGCGGACUGAGCUUCGCCAACCACAGUCUGCUACAGAGACACGUGACACAGCAUCAUAACACUAGCGCGGACACCGACGACAAUGACAAGACGGAGUACUCGUGCGUGUUCUCGUCGUGCGGCGCGCGCCUGCCGUCGGCGCGCGAGCACACGGAGCACCUGCUGCGCCAGCACCAGCUGCGGGUCCUGGCGCACUCCGCGCACCCGCCGCGCAGGGGCCGCCCGCCUAAGAUGAUGAAAGACCCGUUGGAAAUAAAAGAGGAAGAUUAUCAUGAAGUAAAAAUAAGGAAAUCCUCCCAGCCGCAAUACUUGCCCAAGUUAAAAGUGCAGAGUUUAUUCCAGUGAAAUACUUUAGUAAGUGCAACAUGUAGGCGUCUGUUCAGACUUGUGACGUACAUACAUACCUUCAUAUGAAAUAACUACUUUAUUUCGUAAGCAAAAAAAUGCAUUUUGCGAUCUCGUCAGCUUGUCUGAACAAACCCAUAGUGUAAAUGUUGACGCGGGAGUCCGGACAUUGUUGUAUUUCUCUAAGUUAGGGCCAACUAGGUAAGAAGAUAUGCUUUGUACUAAUUAUUAUUAUUAUUUGUACUUAAUUUUUACUUUGUCUUGUGUAAUUACAGGCCUAUUUUGUUGUACAUUGGUACUGGUAUAUUCCAUUUUAGUUGUAUGACGUAAUUCAUAAUUGGUACUUUAUCGCGGUUAGGUAGGGACCGGUGAAGGAGGAACCUAGGUAGAGAAAGAGCAUAUAUUGUGUUCAUAAUAAGGUUGAUAUUCGGACCGAGAAGAUCGAAUCUCACCAUGUGGCAUCGAUUUGAAUGUAUAAACAUAAAAUAAGGUUAUAUUUCGAUUUUUUCUAUGAAUUCAAUAUAAAAUAACGAUCGUUUUGCAUUAAUUACGUCAUACAUGUCUUUCAUAUAAAAUAGAUUAUUUACAAUAUAAAUCGAAUAUUUAGUUACAGAGUAUAAAACUGUUUUUGCAAAUUUAUUUAGGGUGAGAAAUAUUUUAUAAGUACAGCGAAGUAGUGAUAGCAAAAUUUUAUUAUUUGCACGAAAAAUGAUUCUCAAAAAUAUGUAAAAUUAUUAAGAAUAAUGAAAAUCAACAGUUAUAAAUAAUAAUGUUAAGUGAUAAUAAAUAAGUGCAAUUUAUUGUAACAACUUUGUAACAUUGUUUGUUACGUUAGGAUAAGUAUUAACUUUCAAUAUUUUAUUUUUCACUUCCAAGCCGUAGUUUGUAAAUGUCAAUAGAUAUAUAAAUAGUUCAUGGGCAGGCAGAGGGCUUAGUACGACUUUGUUUCACGUUUAACGUAAUUGGAAUGAGACUGCGUUCGGCGCGUGGCGCGGCGUGGCGCGGCGCGGCGGGUGGUUCAUUAGAGCCGGCCAAUCAGAGCGUCGUACGCG
Molecule: messenger RNA, 2248 nt
Organism: Spodoptera litura
Lineage: Eukaryota; Metazoa; Arthropoda; Insecta; Lepidoptera; Noctuidae
Biological process (GO): embryo development; regulation of transcription by RNA polymerase II
Cellular component (GO): nucleus
Molecular function (GO): DNA-binding transcription factor activity, RNA polymerase II-specific; RNA polymerase II transcription regulatory region sequence-specific DNA binding
Source: RefSeq, a predicted model, not a curated record